Molecule: messenger RNA, 360 nt
Organism: Mytilus trossulus (common blue mussel)
Lineage: Eukaryota; Metazoa; Mollusca; Bivalvia; Mytilida; Mytilidae
Product: 17-beta-hydroxysteroid dehydrogenase 13-like
Exons: 4
Coding region: 1-360 (119 amino acids)
Molecular function (GO): oxidoreductase activity, acting on the CH-OH group of donors, NAD or NADP as acceptor
Source: RefSeq, a predicted model, not a curated record
AUGUUAAAACCGUUUGCUUUAAGUUCAUCAAAAUCAGCUGUAUUCGGGUUUACCGAUGCUUUACGUGAAGAGAUUCUGAAAUUAGGGAAAACUGGAGUGAAAACUACAACAGUUUGUCCAUCAUUUGUUUCUACUGGAAUGGUUAAGCAGAUUAAGGACAAGUUAAUGAAAAUUUCUACACCGGAAACAGUGGGCGCUGAAGUCGUUAAUAGUAUUCAGUGUGAUGAAGAGCAUGUUUAUAUACCUAGAGACCUCCAUUUUGGAUUGAAACUGCAAAUGUUCUUUCCACUCAAGUUUGUAAGAUGGUUAAAAGAAUUUGGAGAACAAGGCAUCGUCCCACAGUAUGAUCCGAAUGCAUAA